AUGAAUCUCAAUCUCUCCGCCUCGCUCAACGCGACGCGCCUCCUCUUCAAGCCGAGCACAUGCCUGCCUCACCACACCGUCUCCACCUUUAACGACCUGCCCAUCCCGCUCGACAGCGCGCUGCACGCCCGUGGUUUGCAAGCCAACAUUCGCGCCGUCGUCCUCGACAAGGACGACUGCUUUGCGUAUCCCGACGCCAAGCACGUCUACGAGCCCUACAAGGAGCACUUUGAGAAGCUGCGCAAGGCGUACCCCGGGCGGAAGCUCCUCGUCGUCUCCAACACGUCGGGCGCCACGUCGUGGGACAAGAACCUCGCCCAGGCCGCGGCCGUCGAGGAGAGCACGGGGGUGCACGUGCUGCCGCACGCCGUCAAGAAGCCCGGGUGCGGGCCGGAGAUUAUGGCCUACUUUCGGCAGCACCCGGAGACGGGCGUGACGGACGCUUCGCAGGUGGCCGUCGUGGGCGACCGGCUGACGACGGACAUGAUGCUGGCCAACAUGAUGGGCGGCUGGGGCUUCUGGGUCCGGGACGGCGUGGUGCCGCUGCGGCAGAAGAGCAUGUUUUCGCGAAUGGAACGAAAUCUACAUUCGUUUCUUGUGGCGAGAGGCGUAAGGCCGCCACAGCCUCGGACUGGAACGGACUCGUAG
This is a messenger RNA of Akanthomyces muscarius, 648 nucleotides long. RefSeq lists its product as uncharacterized. The coding region runs from base 1 to 648 and encodes 215 amino acids. The transcript is spliced from 3 exons. Gene Ontology annotation, biological process: cardiolipin biosynthetic process. NCBI's taxonomy places the organism in Eukaryota, Fungi, Ascomycota, Sordariomycetes, Hypocreales, Cordycipitaceae. Gene Ontology annotation, cellular component: mitochondrion. The record is from RefSeq and is a predicted model, not a curated record. Gene Ontology annotation, molecular function: phosphatidylglycerophosphatase activity.